Molecule: messenger RNA, 96 nt
Organism: Protopolystoma xenopodis
Lineage: Eukaryota; Metazoa; Platyhelminthes; Monogenea; Polystomatidea; Polystomatidae
Source: the annotation of a GenBank genome assembly
AUGGACUGGAACUGUUCAGCGCUUCGAGACUUUCAGUCAAUGACACGUCCUCGCCAGUCGGGCGUGGCGACCGACGUCUUUGCUGGCGACUGUUAG